Molecule: messenger RNA, 2257 nt
Organism: Brassica oleracea var. oleracea
Lineage: Eukaryota; Viridiplantae; Streptophyta; Magnoliopsida; Brassicales; Brassicaceae
Product: protein POLLEN DEFECTIVE IN GUIDANCE 1
Exons: 11
Coding region: 142-1977 (611 amino acids)
Biological process (GO): maintenance of protein localization in endoplasmic reticulum
Cellular component (GO): endoplasmic reticulum membrane
Source: RefSeq, a predicted model, not a curated record
UCUCUUGAAUCGCAUCAAAACGUACGACGCCUUCCACGCAUCAGAGCGGCGUUUCCGAGAACCGCGUCUGCGCUCUCUGCUUUCUUAGGGUCUUUUUGUAUAUGUUUCGCGUCUCUGUUCAUCUUCCGUAUACGUAAGACAAUGACGGUUAGGUCCACCGGGAGAAACCUCUCCUUCGAGAUUCUCAGCUCCUUGGAGGACGAUUCACUUCCUCCGAUCCCCCGAUCCAGCUCAGAUCCGAUCAGCGGAAACGACUCCGCUGAAUCAUCGCCUAAGCGAAGGAGACACAGGAAGAAGAAGAAGAAGCACAACAAAGUCGAGACUAUCCCUGAGAAUGGCGAUCCUCAAUUUACGACCAUGGAGGAUUCGAAUUGGGCUUCCUGCGACGAAGGUGAAAGAUCAAUUUUCGAAAACAGAUUGAAUUACUUCGGCGGUGGCGGCGGUGGAAGUACAGUCGUGACGCAGACUGUACAGCAUAACGGGUUCAGUUUCGGGAAGCUGAGGCAGAGGAACGUUAACGGGAGUAGUAUCGACUCGACUAACGAUGAGAGAUUCUCUGAGACCUUGGCUUCUGAUAAGAAGUCAUACGUGGAAGAGGUAAGCUCCUCUGAGAAUUUACCGUUUGAGGAAGUGCAGAAUCAGUUUCCGAGAAGUGAGACUAAUGGGAAUGUGGUGGUGACGAGGCUUGACACUGAAUCUUCUCUGGACUGGAAACAGCUUAUGGCUGAUGAUCCUGAUUUUCUUAGUGCUGAGACGAGGUCACCUAUGAAGUACUUUACGGGGGAGAUUUAUGGUGGGGUCUCGUUACGGAGCACAGUUGCUUCUGGGAAUGAUGUUGAACGGGAGAGGAUAUAUGAUAUGAUCUUCCGCUUGCCUUGGCGAUGCGAAGUGCUUCUACACACUGGCUUUUUUGUCUGCGUCAACUCAUUUCUGUCAUUGUUGACUGUCAUGCCAAUAAGAGUCCUGCUGACAUUCUGGGAUGCUUUUAAGAACAGGCAGCUCAGGAGGCCUUCCUCAUCGGAGCUGUCUGAUCUUGCUUGUUUUCUUGUUUUGGCUUCUGGUACCAUUCUUCUUGGCAGAACAGAUAUCAGCUUAAUUUACCAUAUGAUUCGUGGUCAAAGUACCAUAAAACUAUAUGUGGUUUAUAAUAUCUUAGAGAUAUUUGAUAGACUCUGUCAAAGCUUUUGUGGAGAUGUAUUUGGGGCUCUGUUCAGUUCCGCAGCGGGACUGGCUGUUUCCCCUCCUGAGAAACUGAGAUUUUGUACUUGGAGAUUCGUUUCGGACCUGGCAUUAACUAUGGUUGCGUCGAUUCUCCAUUCAUUCAUUCUAUUAGCUCAGGCAAUUACGUUGUCAACUUGUAUUGUUGCUCACAACAAUGCCUUGUUGGCCCUUCUGGUGUCAAAUAACUUUGCUGAGAUCAAGAGCAGUGUCUUCAAGCGUUUCAGCAAAGACAACAUUCAUGGUCUAGUAUAUGCAGAUGCAAUAGAGAGAUUCCACAUAUCAGCCUUCCUGGUGUCUGUUUUGGCUCAAAACAUUCUCGAAGCUGAAGGUCCAUGGCUUGGAAACUUUAUCUACAAUGCUACUAUGGUCUUCUUCUGUGAGAUGAUGAUAGACAUCAUCAAGCAUUCAUUUCUUGCCAAGUUCAAUGGCAUCAGACCUAUAGCGUACUCUGAGUUUCUUCAAGCUCUCUGCGAGCAGACUUUGAACAUCCGCCCAGAAGAUAGAAAGACAAAUCUCACAUUCGUACCCAUUGCACCCGCUUGUGUGGUGAUCAGAGUACUGACUCCAGUAUAUGCAGCACACUUGCCUUGUAGUCCACUCCCAUGGAGAGUGAUGUGGAUGGUCUUUUUAUUUGUCAUAACAUGUAUAAUGCUCACAAGUCUCAAAGUUCUCAUCGGCAUGGGACUUAGGAAACAUGCAACUUGGUAUAUUAACAGAUGCAGAAGGCGAAACUCCUCCCAUCUACACAACGACUAGCCCGACUCUUAAAAACUACUGAGAAUUGAAGAAAGGUUUCCAUGUGGUAACACCUCAGCAGGAAAGAGUUUGCACAGGAGGAGAGUGGAUCAACCGGGUUGCACUCGACUCAGAUCCAGUUACAUCUUUCUUUUUGGUAUAUGAGGAUAUGAGAUCAUCCUUGCGAUCUUAUACAUGUUUAAUAUUCGAUGAAGCGAUUUUGGUAAUUGUUAGGAAAAUAUGUACAAAGAGACCCCAUGGAUCAUUUUGGCAAAGAAGAAAAGCUAUCGCAGGACAAAUA